Messenger RNA from Paramecium tetraurelia, 1368 nucleotides. RefSeq lists its product as uncharacterized. The record is from RefSeq and is a predicted model, not a curated record. The transcript has 3 exons. Lineage: Eukaryota; Ciliophora; Oligohymenophorea; Peniculida; Parameciidae.
AUGCACGAUUCCAAGAGUUUAUUUUAGAAAUUGGAGGGAACAUUGGCUGAGAAAUUAUGUGUCAAGGAAUUACUUAAAGAAUAAGUCAUAAUCUAUGUCCAAAAAUCAAAGGAAUUUAUCCAAAAGGAAAUAGUGAUAUCAUUCAACACUCUGAUAAUAGAGAAUUAGUUCAUCGAAUUGAGCAAAUGCUAAUUCGAGUAGAAAUUAAGCAAGCCUAAAUAUAGCGAAGGAAUUAAUAUCAUUAUUAUCAAGAGUACUGCUGGUAAAGAAUUCCUAAUCACUUCAAAUUCUCAACAGUGUCUCAGAUUGAAGAUCUAUCUGAAAAAGUUUUGCGUUCACAAAAAUUACAGUGGAAGGUACAGAUUUAUUGAACAACAAAAUUGUCUACCUCUUUCCUAAUCAUAUAAAAAAAAUAAUCAAUAUUUCUCAACAAUCAAAUUCGAAAAGAAAUUGCUUGAGGAUCCUCAAGAACUACAGACAUUUCAUAAUCAAUUAACCAUCAUGCAUGCUUUCUAAUUGAUGCCUAAUGUCUUUAGACUUUGUGAAGAUGCUUCAAGAUAUUAUAUACUAGGAGAAAACAUGAAAUUAUAAUCUUUGGAAUCGCUCUUAUUGAAUGGAUUCGAUUUUAAAGAAGUGCCGUUUGUGUCCAUCAUUUACAUGGUCCUGCAAACCAUCCAAAAAUAUCAAGCCAAAGGCAUCUAUCAUGGAAACAUCAGUCUAUCGAAUAUCUAUGUCAAUAUUGAUUCAUAAACUCUUCAAAUUACUUUACUAUUUCCAAAAUAUAAAGAGAAUAAUAACAAGAAUAUAGAGAAGGAUAUUUGUAGUCUCGGAAAACUAAUCUAUUAAAUCACAUUUCAUACUUUGAAGGGGGAAAUAGUGAAAGAUGUUAAUCUAAAUCUAAUUUAAUCUUUAAUGAAUCAAUGGUCAGAACCCAACUCAUAAAGAACUAAAUAUAGAUUUUUGUAUCGUGUUAGUUAGCUUGAUUUAUUAAAUCAAUUACUUUCUUCUAAAAUGACAGUAGAGAUGGCUUUGAUUCAUUAAUGGUUUGUGAACAUCAGAUAAAACCUUAAAGUUGAAUCUAAAUAAUCCAUGCCUAAGGCUUUUCUUUCAACCAUCAUGGAAGAAUAAGAACUCCACAUUGCCUCUUCCCAAUUUCUAGAUAAUCAAGUCACAAUCACCUAAGAAUAUGAACCUGAAGAAGAACUCUAUCCUAUUCGAUGUUAAUUGGUUAACACUAUUCAAAUGAUACCUUCUAAGAAGAAGCAUGAUGAUGCUAGAAACUAUUUCUAUAGAUCGAAGACAUUUGCAAGUUUUACAAUAAAAAGAGAGUCUUUACCUGAGAUCACAAAACAAUGGACUUUUAAAUGA